This is a messenger RNA of Bufo bufo (common toad), 4954 nucleotides long. RefSeq names its product cingulin (gene CGN). The transcript has 22 exons. Bases 156 to 4217 code for a protein of 1353 amino acids. NCBI's taxonomy places the organism in Eukaryota, Metazoa, Chordata, Amphibia, Anura, Bufonidae. Gene Ontology annotation, cellular component: myosin complex. The record is from RefSeq and is a predicted model, not a curated record.
CAGGCUGGCAUGUGAGGGGUUAAAUGCUCUGCUGGGCUCUGUCAAUAUGAGCAGGUAAAUAAUCUCUCUGCAGAGCGGGGCUGUGCGCCAGGCUGGUAGAGCGCGUUUCAGGUCUGUCGCUGGCAGCGCAGUGUGUCAGACAAGUCGUGUGGUGAAUGGAAAGACGUGUUCAUGGGGACAUGGCUGAGCAGCACUUGCCUGUGGGCCAGGGGGUCCAGAUCCGUUUCAUUGAUGACCUAAAAGAGAACAGGAAGCCGAGGAGCAUAAGGUCCAAGCAUGACUCAUACGGGGUGGCCAUCCGUGUCCAGGGCAUAGACGGACAACCAUUUGUGGUUCUCAACAGCGGAGACAAAACAAAAUCUUCAUAUGGGGUUCAGAUCAAAUCCAACAGCGGUUAUGGAAACACCUCCCCUAACCCCACACCUGAGUACCAGGGACUCACCACCAAGACAAGCCGGACCGUCCACUCCUUUAGUUCUGAGUCAGACAUACCUGAAAACCCUUAUGGCAAUAGGACAUACCCCCAACCUGGAUCUCAGUACAGCAGUACCUCAGACGAGGAGCAAAACUCCAGACCUCGCAGCAAACCACGAGCCCUACAGCCACCACGCAGGGAGGAGCUCCGGAGGUCCCAAUCCCAUGGUUCUUUACUGGAUGCAGAACUGGAGGACUCAUAUGGCUAUGAUGGGCACUACAGUGAGCGUUCCUCCACCCUUGACACUACAUACUCCCAAUCAUCAGGCAGCCGUGGAAGCCUGAAGACAACAGGCAAUGGAGAGACCACAUCUGGCAAAUAUAAGCCGGCAACUAGUCAACAACCUACCUCCUUCUCAACCUCGCUACAAAGGAAGACCAUUGUCCCAACGUCUUCCUCACCAAAGCUGCCGAGUGAAGACAUCGACACAAAGCCACUGUCCUCCGUGGAUUCUCUAAUCAACAAAUUUGAUAAUAAGGUCCAGAUGAGAGGAAGGACGGCGAGAAGAAGCCAGGCCCUGAAAGAUGAGCGCAAGCGGUCGCAGAGCUUGGACGGACGGCAGCCUCACCAGGACACCGCAGACUACAGAGAAGUACAGACCACAGAAAGGAGCAUACAACAGGAUCGGGGGCAGCUUUCUGACAACCGAUCAUUUGAUAGAGCAUCAAUAGAGAGAGAAGAUGUCAACAAGAGCAGGCUGACGAAAGAAUGGUUGGGAUUGACGAUGGAAGAUCCACUGACUCAGUCACAACAGAGAACUGUCCAGACGGAGCUACAGUUGAAGAGCACUCCAGACCUCCUGAAAGACCAGCAGCAAGAUGACCCCACUCGUGAGAUGAUUUACAGCAUCCUGCGGGACGGGUCUAAUGAGAGUGAUGCCACCCUGCGGAUAAAGACUAGUCUCCUCCUGGAGAAGAUUCAGUCCUUCCAAGCCUCCCCAGGAGAAGACACCAGGACACUGGUCUCUGAGAAGAAGGAGCUGGAGAGGAGAGUCAAGGAACUGCAGCAGCAGCUGGACGAUGAAAUGAAGCAGAGGAUGAGGCAGGAAGCUUCUCGUGAUCGUCCUAAGGCUUCCACCCAGAGACUGGAGGUGCAGCUGGAAGAGUCUAUGGAAGAAUGUAAGAAGCUGAAGGAGCUGCUGGAGAAGAAGAAGAACGAGCUAAACGGCAUGUCCCAGGAGUUAAUUGAAGUGCGGAUGAGCAAAGAACAAGUGGAAACAAAACUGAGGUCCCUGGAAGGGAAACUGCAAGACGCCAAGGAAGAAGUAAACCAGAUGCGUUUAAAAGGAGUGAGCGGGGACAAGCAUGCUCUGCUGAAGGAGCUACAAGAAAUGCAGGAGGAGUUGGAUGCAGUUCUGCAGACCCGGUGGAAGCAGGACGAGCUACUGAGACAGAAGGAGAGAGAACUAACCGCCCUGAAGGGGGCGCUGAAAGAGGAGGUGGCCAGUCAUGACCAGGAGAUGGAGCGUGUCAGGCAGCAAUACCAGAAUGACAUGCAGCAGCUCAGGAAAAACAUGGACAGCGUUUCGCAGGACCAGCUAAGCCUGGAGUCUGAGCGUCAGAAGAUAAACCAGGUUGUCAGGAACUUACAACGAGAGCUGGAGGAGAGCAGCGAAGAGAUCAACCAAUGGAAGGAAAUGUUCCAGAAGAAUAAGGAAGAGCUCCACAAAGCGAAGAAGGAGGUUUUGCAGUUGAAUCUCGAGAAAGAGGAGUCUGAGGACGAGCUGAAUGAGAUGAAAAAUCGCUUCUCCCUGCUACAGUCAGAGUUGGGGCAGAUGAAGAAUGACUCGGUGGAUGCCGGGGAAGUGGAAGUCACAAGGAAGGAGCUGCAGAGAUUCCAGGAUCAGGUGAAGCAGCUAAUGCAGGAGAAGCAGAAGUUGGAAGAGACUUUACGCCAGCGAGACCGGGAAUUGUCUGCCCUGAAGGGGGCGCUGAAGGAUGAAGUGUCUGGACACGACCAUGACCUGGAACAACUGCGCGAACAGUUCAGUCGAGAGCUGCAGCAGUCCAAGAAACAGCAUGAGGAGCAUGUGCGGGAGCUGGACAAGUUCCAGGACCAAGUGAACCCUCUGAUGCUGGAGAAGCAGAGGCUGGAGGAGACUCUGCACCAGCGGGACAGAGAACUAUCUGCUCUGAAAGGAGCGCUAAAGGAUGAAGUGUCUGGUCAUGACCGUGAGGCGGAAAAGAUGCGUGAACAGUUCAACAAGGAGGUGCAACAGACCAAGAAAGACUAUGAGGAGCUUCAGAAGGUUAAGAAAAAGCUGGAGGCUGAUAAGUCCGAUGCUGAGCGUAUGCGGCAAGUGAUCGAGAACACCUUACAGGAAACUCGUGAUGAAAACGAUGAUCUCCGCAGAAAGAUUCUAGGGCUGGAGGCUCAAGUGAAGGAGCUGAAGACAUUUUGUGAUGAUCUCCAGAGGGCAGAGACUCGGCUCAAGGACAAAAUUAGCAGAAUGGAAGCAGACCGAAAGAGGAUGGAAGAGUCUCUUGGAGAAGCCACAGACCAGGGCCAAGAAUUUGCUGUAACACGGAGGGACCUGGAGAACAAGCUGGACGAGGCUCAGAGGAACCUGAAGCGCCUGACGUUGGAGUAUGAGGAGCUGCAGGAGUGUUACCAGGAGGAGAUGAGGCAAAAGGACCAGCUCAAGAAGACCAAGAAUGAGUUGGAGGAGCAGAAGCGGCUGCUGGACAAGUCUAUGGAUAAACUAACCAGAGAGCUGGACAAUAUGUCAAAUGACUCCCAGGAAUCUCUUGAGAUGCUGCAGAGGCAAUUAGAAGAAUACAAGGAGAGGUCUCGCAAGGAGCUUAACGACUCGCAAAAACAAGCCAAGGAAAAAUCAGCCGAAGCCGAGAGAAUUCAGAUAAAUGUCAGUCGCCUGCAGGAGGAGAUGCAACGGCUGAAGCAGGCUCUUCAGGAGAGUCAGGAAGAGAAGGAGAGUGCAGUGCUGGACAAGGAGCUGGUCGCCCAGAGGCUGCAGAGCCUGGAGCAGGACAUAGAGUCCAAGAAACGAUUCCAAGAUGACCGCUCCAGGCAGGCCAAAGUGCUGGAGGACAAGGUGAAGCGUCUGGAGGUAGAGCUUGAUGAGGAGAAGAAUUCUGUGGAGCUCCUCACUGACCGGGUCGGUCGCACCCGCGAGCAGAUGGAGCAGCUAAGAGCGGAGCUCAUGCAGGAGAGGACCAGUCGCCAGGACCUGGAGUGUGAUAAGAUCUCCUUGGAGAGGCAGAAUAAAGACUUGAAGAACCGUCUGGCAGGAGCGGAGGGGCAGCAGAAGCCCAGCGCCAACCUGUCCCAACUGGAGGCUAAACUGCAGGAGGUCCAGGAGCGGCUGCAGCUGGAAGAGAGGGAGAAAAACACAUUGCUCUCCUCAAACCGCAAGCUGGAGAGAAAGCUGAAGGAGCUGAACAUUCAGCUGGAGGAUGAGAGGCUCCACGUCAAUGACCAGAAGGACCAGCUGAACUUGAAGGUGAAGGCUCUGAAGAGGCAGGUGGAUGAGGCUGAGGAGGAGAUUGAGCGUCUGGAGGGGCUGAGGAAGAAAUCUCAGCGAGAGGUGGAAGAACAGCACGAGAUCAAUGAGCAGCUCCAGGCUCGCAUGAAAGCUUUGGAGAAAGAGUCGAGGCGAAAGCCGAUCCGUCUUGCUGCAGACGAUGACGACCUCAGCUCCGAUGGUGACUUUGAUGGAUCGUAUGAUCCCAGCUCCAUAGCCUCGCUCCUCACUGAGAGUAACCUCCAGACCAGUUCCUGCUGACCACGUGGUGGAAAUCAUGCUGUUCUUCCUGCUGAUCCCUGAGCAUUACAUUGCAUCCAUGCGUGUGUAGAAGCCCUGGAGGCAGAUGGUCUCUUCUGAAUGUCUCCGCUGUCUGGUGCAGCGUGGUGGUAUGGCAGACUGCAGCCGUCUGUACCAUCCACAUGUAGCCCACUGUGCCUUUCUGGGCAGUACUUUCACUGCAGCCAGCGCCCUGGACACUCUGCUUGCCUGUCACCGCCCGUCCUGCUGCGUUUGGCCCUACACUUGACCCUUUGUGCCUCAGUAGAGACUGAUAAGGUGCUAGAUGCCACGUAUCCAGCGACAGCCAAUGAGUGCCUCAAUACCACUGCGAGGAGAGAGCGGCAGAGCCUCACCUGUCUCUUCUCACGUUUUCCUACCACAGCCAUGGUGUGAAGCACGUUUGUAAUUUUGUAAUGGAGAGAGUGUAAUAUGACUGUACAAUCCAUGUUGUUAUGGGGUGAGGGGGUAAGCACAUUCCUACAGAAUAUAUAUGGGGGUAUGAAGAAAGAUAUGUAAAUGGAAUGCAUACAAUAAUAUAUAUCUAUCUAUCAGCCAGGGGGCUGCAUGCUUUGCACUGCGGGGGGGGGGUGACAUGCUGCAUGCUGUCCCUGAGACGGGCGAUCUAUUAAUCCUUUGUAUAUUGGGAUAUGAUUUUGUAUCUGAGCGCUGCGCUCAUGUACGAUUCACUCAACCAAUAAAAUGGCCUCUGAUUUUCU